Molecule: messenger RNA, 156 nt
Organism: Carcharodon carcharias (great white shark)
Lineage: Eukaryota; Metazoa; Chordata; Chondrichthyes; Lamniformes; Lamnidae
Exons: 2
Source: RefSeq, a predicted model, not a curated record
AGAGAGAUAUCCAGAGAGAUAGAGAGAGAGGUAGCCAGAGAGAUAGAGAGAGAGGAGAGAGAGAGAGACAGAGAGAGAGAGAGAGACAGAGAGAGAGAGAGAGACAGAGAGAGAGAGAGAGAGAGACAGAGAGACAGAGAGAGAGAGAGAGACAGA